AUGCCUUGCGCUUUGCUCAAUUUGCGUGGCUGUGCCUCCACCCGAGGUUGGGAGUUGGCCGGGGAUCACAUCCACUCAGGGGUGGGGAACGCUGACGAUGCGUACCUCGUGCUCGCGCUGAGGACGGAGGGGUUCCGUGACCAGGUCCCCGGCGCGCCCGGCGAGUUCGGCCGCAUCACCUUCGUGUUCGACACCGCCUGUACGUCCGGCUGCCAGCUCUUCUUCAUGCAGGAAAUUGAGGGGCGUGGCACCAAGGUGAUUGAAAGUUGGAGUGGAGCCCAGAGCAAGCAGCAGUACAGCUUCGUGAUCUCAGCGCAGGACGCCAUGACCUUCACCUGGGCGUUCCAGAAGACAGACGAGGUGUUCGGGGAGAACCAGCAGAACUUCCCUACUGACAUGGCUCGUAUCUACAUGAUCAAUGUGACCAACACAGUGGAUGGGGGAGCAUCAUCCUGUACUGCCUGUCCUCAGGGCAGUGAGAACGCCAGGUGUAUCCCAUGUAAGAAGGGCUUUUUUGCCAACCCAGACACCAACACUUGUGAGCAGUGCCCCAGAGGAACGUACCUGAACUUCGGUGCUGCUGACGGCCCCUGUGUGCCCUGCAGCGAGGGGACCACCAGUAAUGAAGACAGGACGGCCUGCUUCAGUGACUGCACCUACACUGAUGAGAAUGGGCACAAGUUUGACCUGAGUGGGCUGAAGGGGUAG
Messenger RNA from Branchiostoma floridae (Florida lancelet), 708 nucleotides. Its product is annotated as endosome/lysosome-associated apoptosis and autophagy regulator family member 2-like. Lineage: Eukaryota; Metazoa; Chordata; Leptocardii; Amphioxiformes; Branchiostomatidae. Bases 1 to 708 code for a protein of 235 amino acids. The record is from RefSeq and is a predicted model, not a curated record. The transcript is spliced from 8 exons.